This is a messenger RNA of Monoraphidium neglectum, 585 nucleotides long. RefSeq lists its product as hypothetical. The coding region runs from base 1 to 585 and encodes 194 amino acids. Lineage: Eukaryota; Viridiplantae; Chlorophyta; Chlorophyceae; Sphaeropleales; Selenastraceae. The transcript has a single exon. The record is from RefSeq and is a predicted model, not a curated record.
AUGGGCGCGGCGGUCCGAGGGAUCGACCUUUCCGAGGAGUCGGUCGGCGCCGCCGCCGCCCACGCGGCGGGCGACCCACUGAUUGCGUCGCGCGUCGCUUACCGCCGCUGCUCGGCGGAAGACGAGCUCGCCGCGGCGGCCGCGGAGGGGCGGGUCGCGUACGAUGUUGUCGUGGCGUCCGAGGUCAUUGAGCAUGUGCGGUCCCCCGGUGAGUUUCUGAAGACGCUCGCCGCGCUCGCAGGCGCCGGCGGCAGCGGAGAUGGGGCCAGCGGCGGAGGGGGUAGUGGCGGCGGGCGAGGUGGCGGGCGCGUCGUCAUCAGCACGCUCAACCGCACGCCGGCGGCGUUUGCGCUGGCGGUAGUGGGCGCUGAGUACGUAACCGGCCUCGUGCCGCGCGGCACCCACGACUGGAGCAAGUUCAUAACGCCCCAGGAGCUGGCCUUGAUGGCCUCCGAUGCCGGGCUGGAAGUCGAGCAGGUCGCGGGCAUGGGGCUGGACCCGCUGCGGCGAGGCGGGCGGUUCGUGCUGACCGAUGAUCUGGGGGUCAACUACAUCGCGCUGCUGCGGGCGCGGGGCGGCCAGUGA